GUGAAAUAGCUGAGGAUCUGCCGUCUGGCAAAAUGCCAAUGUUUUGUGUAGUUUACAGCUGCUCCAAUCGUUCUAAUCGAGAAAAGGGAAAGGGUUUUUAUAGAGUACCGAAGAUUGUCACUCAUAAAGGUGAGAAAUGUAAAAAGCUCACAGAACAACGCCGUAAAAAGUGGAUUUUUAACGUACUUCUGCGGUCGGGAGGAGCAGAGUCUGUUAAUGCCCUUGUCUGCAGCGACCACUUCGUCGGAGGUUGCCCUAGCGCUUUGGGUGACGUUGAGUCGGUAGAUUGGGCUCCGACGGUCAACCUAGGUUACCAAAAAACUAAGCCCAAAUCACAGGCGUCUCUUAAACGAGAGCAAAGGAUGAAGAUCAAGGAAGACCAACAAAGACGGUCGGAAUGUGCAGAUGCUAUGUUGGAUCUCCAACAGACAGAUGAGAGCCCGGAUCUGACGCAGACAGCCGAAAGCUCAGAACCGAAGCAGCCAGCUGACAACAACCCACAAUCAGAGGGGAUCAGUGGGAAUGGGACAUUAAAUGAUAAAGGCUAUGUAGAUGUCGGAUGCCAGACUGAGCUAACAAUGGAUGACAUUGAGAAGAUGGAGGAUGUUCUGAGACAAAACACCCCAUGUCACUUACAUAUCUUGUGCCUGGGGAGGGAGAGUCAGCGAUAAACAGAUCACAAUAGAGAGUGGCCUCCUAAAAAACCUGUUACCUGGAGAUAUUGUCCUAGCAGACCGUGGGUUCAAUAUUGGUGAUAGUGUGGGAUUUUACUGUGCUUCACUACAGAUACCUGCAUUUACCAAGGGGAGAAAACAGCUGUCAGCGUAUGAGGUGGCAGACACAAGAAAAAUAGCGAAUUUGCGUAUUCAUGUUGAGUGAGUUAUCGGUUUAGUCAGAAGAACAUAUCAGAUUCUGCAAAGCAGGGCUAUGCCCAUCGAGCACAUGGCAACAAAACAAGGUGAGGCACUAGCAUUGAUUGACAAGAUUGGGGUUAUUUGCUGCGUCUUGUCUAAUCUUUCGGAGUCUAUUGUCCCAUUGGAGUAAGGAGGAGGGAGGGAUAGGGAUAAUAAUCAGUCAGUCCAGUACCUGAGCCCUCACACAUGUAGUGUCCAAUACCUGAUCCCUGCUUCUUGGCUCUGAUGAUGAUGAUAAAUAAGAGGACAUGGAGUAGUAUUACCUGAGCCCCGACACAUAUCAGUCUGUUAAUAUGUUUUCAACAAGUGUAAUACUUUUAUCCACUAGUCCAAUUGUACUGGCUAUAUGUAUUAUAUAUAAUGAAAUGGAUUCUAAUCUGUUAUUGCACACCAUGUUCUUGUUAUUAUAACAAUUGUUGAAAAAUCUAAUCUUGUAAAUAAACCACCAUGUAUAAUUCUGUCUUCUCAAUGGCAUUUAAUCUUUUGAUUUAAAUAAUACAACAGCCAGAACUCACAAAGACCACACUCAUAACAAUAGUCAAAAUGUAAUCUUGUCUCAUACAACCGUAUUGAUAUAACAGCAAUAUCACACAGCCCACUUUCAAGAGUGCCUGGAUCCUUUCAUUACAUUACACAUGUGAGUUUGUAACUUGCUGUCCCAGUAUUUCUGGAAGUAUACCGUUUCUAAAAAAGCACUCAACUUUAGGGAUAACAUCAUCCCAAAGUUCAAGAUCGGGCAAAAUCCUUUCAACAAAAAUGUCAUUGUGGUUCCACACAACAAAAUCACAGUACUCAGCGUCUACAAUGUGAAGCCGUUUGGUACCGAGGUUGUGGACCCAUCCGCUGACAAAAAAGUUGUACGCCUCCAGACUUUUAUAUGCCUUCAUUUGCUGUCUGGUGUAGUACGAUGUCUGAAGGACCAGAUAGUUGGUGAUGUCAACAGCCUUUGUCAGAAUUAUUACUUGGCGGACCUGUCUUCCAUAAAAAUGAGCUUUUUUGAGAGCAAACGAUAGUUAAAAACAAAAUUAGAAAAAUAUUGCCCUCAACUGAUUAUGUAAUGAACAAUAUGGCAUAAAGCAAUUAAGCCUCUAUAAUUCGCUGCAACGACAAUAUACAUGAACACGCAAAAUGAUUGACCGGCAGAAAGCGUCGUUGUCAGUGGACACAUUUUUUUUGAGACUGGUGAGAUGUCUCUUUUGCAUACCUUUCCUUGAAAUAAUCGCUUACAGCACCUUUAAUAUUUUAAGUGUUAACUUAAACUACAGAGUACAAAUUGAGGCUAUGGGGAAAACCCACAACCCCUUGCUACUUGAAUUAUUUAAUUGUUUCCUUGGCCAGAGGGAAUAUAGGGGGGAUUUAAAUAGUUGUCAUUAAGAAUUCGUAGAUGUUCAUGUGCUUGUUUCGUGUGAUGUCAUUAGGGUGAUCUGUGUCCUCUUUGGUCAAAUUGGACCCUUGUUAACAAAAUCUCAGUUCUCCUUGUGCAUGUGCAGCUGAAGUGACGGUGUAUAUGCAUUUCUGUGGAGAAUCAACCUAAUUUAAUGACUGACCUAGAAUCAGUUAUCAUUUGUAUUUGAGUGCUAUGGUUUGAUUAAAAUUGUAUCAAUUGAAUUACAAUUAUUAACAA
This is a messenger RNA of Xyrauchen texanus (razorback sucker), 2538 nucleotides long. RefSeq lists its product as uncharacterized. NCBI's taxonomy places the organism in Eukaryota, Metazoa, Chordata, Actinopteri, Cypriniformes, Catostomidae. The record is from RefSeq and is a predicted model, not a curated record. The coding region runs from base 33 to 671 and encodes 212 amino acids. The transcript is spliced from 3 exons.